Messenger RNA from Fusarium keratoplasticum, 1017 nucleotides. RefSeq lists its product as uncharacterized. Gene Ontology annotation, molecular function: molecular adaptor activity; GTP binding; GTPase activity. The record is from RefSeq and is a predicted model, not a curated record. Bases 1 to 1017 code for a protein of 338 amino acids. Gene Ontology annotation, cellular component: microtubule cytoskeleton; cell division site; septin complex. Gene Ontology annotation, biological process: cytoskeleton-dependent cytokinesis. The transcript is spliced from 3 exons. NCBI's taxonomy places the organism in Eukaryota, Fungi, Ascomycota, Sordariomycetes, Hypocreales, Nectriaceae.
AUGGCUGCUGUUCCUCCCAACACCAUCUACCCCCAGAGCCAUGUCGGUUUCGACAGCAUCACCUCCCAGAUCGAGCGCAAGCUCUUGAAGCGUGGUUUCCAGUUCAACGUCAUCUGCGUUGGCCAGACUGGUAUGGGCAAGUCGACCCUCAUCAACACUAUCUUCGCGUCCCACCUCAUCGACUCCAAGGGUCGCUUCCAGCCCGAUGAGCCCAUCCGCUCCACCACCGAGAUCCAGGCCGUCUCUCACGUUAUCGAGGAGAACGGCGUUCGAUUGAGACUCAACAUUGUCGAUACCCCUGGCUACGGCGACCUUGUCAACAACGACCGCUGCUGGGAUCCCAUCGUCAAGUACAUCAAGGAUCAGCACUCCGCGUACUUGCGCAAGGAGCUCACUGCACAGCGAGAGCGCUACAUCCAGGACACCCGCAUUCACUGCUGUCUCUUCUUCAUUCAGCCCUCGGGUCACUCCCUCAAGCCCAUCGACAUUGUCGUUCUGAAGAAGCUUUCGGACGUUGUCAACGUCGUUCCCGUCAUUGCCAAGGCCGACUCCCUGACCGUUGAGGAGCGUCAGGAGUUCAAGGAGCGCAUCAAGGAGGAGUUUGCUUUCCACAACCUCAAGAUGUACCCCUAUGACAACGACGAGUUUGACGAUGAGGAGCGCGCCCUGAACACCCAGAUGAAGGACCUCGUCCCCUUCGCCGUCGUCGGAUCCGAGAAGUCGAUCAUUGUCAACGGCCAGCAGGUCCGUGGCCGCCAGAACCGAUGGGGUGUGAUCAACGUCGAGGAUGAGACUCACUGCGAAUUCGUGCACCUGCGAAACUUCCUCCUCCGAACCCACCUCCAGGACCUCAUCGAGACCACGUCCCAGAUCCACUACGAGACCUUCCGUGCCAAGCAACUGCUGGCCCUGAAGGAGAGCAGCGCACACGGUGGUGCCAGCAGCCGACCCAUCAGCCCUGCCGCCGACCGCGAGCUGAGCCGCAACUCGCAACGGAUGACGAUGAACGGCUACUAG